AUGCCUCCAUUCGUCUUCACAGCCUCAAAAACAGCCCUUAUCACCGGAAGCGCAUCAGGCAUCGGCCUCGCCGUCGCCCAAAAAUGCCUCGACCACGGCAUGAAGGCCCUCAUCGUCGACAACAACGACGGCUUCCUGGCCUUGGCACAAUGUAGCUUGGGAGAAGACAAGGUCUUAACCGCCAAAGCAGACGUCAGCAAUCUCAAGGACUGGGCUCAUCUCAAGAAACGUGUCGACAGCGAUUUUCAGGGCCGUAUCGACUUCCUCUUCCCCAACGCCGGGAUCCAGCCUUCUUCCGCGUGGGACGACCCCUCGACCUUUCAAACAAUCUUCAACGUAAACCUCUUUGGCGUGAUCAAUGGCAUUUCAACCUUUAAAUCCGCCGUCUCAUCAUCAUCAUCAUCAUUAUCACCACCCUCCUCCUCCACCGCCAUCGUAAUCACCGGCUCAAAACCAGGCAUCACAAACCCACCCGGCAACCCAGCCUACAACGCCAGCAAAUCCGCCGUCAAAACCAUCGCCAGACACCUCUUCUACGACCUCCGCGACUCUUCUCCCAACACCAGCGUUUUUCGUCUCGUGCCCGGAUGGACGUUUACAAGUCUCGGACGCAGCGAAGAGAAACGCACGUCAGCAGAGAAGCCUGCUGCUGCGUGGACUCCGGAGCAAGUCGCCGACUACUUGGAGGCCAAGAUGGCAAAAGACGAGUUCUACGUGAUUUGCCCCGAUAACGAGGUGACGGAGGAGAUGGACGCCAAGAGAAUGCUUUGGGCUGUGGAGGAUGUUGUUCAGCGGCGGUCGGCGCUGAGUCGGUGGAGGAAGGAAUGCAAGGAGGGAUUUGAGGCGUGA
Molecule: messenger RNA, 849 nt
Organism: Colletotrichum costaricense
Lineage: Eukaryota; Fungi; Ascomycota; Sordariomycetes; Glomerellales; Glomerellaceae
Product: oxidoreductase
Exons: 2
Coding region: 1-849 (282 amino acids)
Cellular component (GO): intracellular anatomical structure
Molecular function (GO): oxidoreductase activity, acting on NAD(P)H, oxygen as acceptor
Source: RefSeq, a predicted model, not a curated record